GCCUGCACGACCCGCUGCCUCUCCUCCUCCAUCAUCCUCUGUCUGGCCAUGGACGGCUUGGCUGUGGAGAACUGGGUCUGGCCUAGCAGAGAGUUCAGCAGGAGACCCUUACACACACCCUGGAGGGGAGAGAGAAGAUGGACUAACAUUAUUCAAUAGUCUAGAGCCAUUCAUCUGAGCCUGUAUUCAUAAAGAGUCUCAGAGUAGGAGUGCUGAUCUAGGAUCAGUCCCCCCCCAUCCAUGGAAUUAUUACAAAAGUGUGAAAUGCAGCUUUUGUGCUACCACUCCAUAAGAGCGGGGAUAGAAGUGAUCUUGAUAAUUAUCUACCCAUUUCCAGGCUCCCUUGUCUUGCGAUAAUACUAGAAUCAUUGGUCAGUUAACCUCACGUGACUUGGGAAAUGGUAGUCAGGGUUUUUCAUUUUGGCAAAUCACAGAAACAUGUUCUUGCUGCCUUAUUAGCUAUUGACACCAAGAAAUCAUUAGGGGCUGACAAUUUGGACCCGUAUUUGCUUAAGUAUGCAGCGCCCCUCAUUGCUGGCACAGUAACACAUUUAAUUUUUUUUUACUAUCAGGAAAUAUUCAAAAAGUGUCAAAAGCAGCUUUUGUGCUACCACUCCAUAAGGGCGGGGAUAGUGGUGAUCUCGAUAAUUAUCGACCCAUUUCCAGGCUUCCUUGUCUUCCGAAAAUAUUACAAAUUAUUGGUCAACCAAUGAAGUUAUUUUCUAUCUAUAAAUGGUAUUCUUAAUGUUUAUCAAUCUGGAUUCAGACCUAAACAUGGCACCACUUCGGCUACCAUGCUUGUUGUAAAUGAUAUUGCAAAUGACUUCGAUGAUAGAAAGAAUUGUGCUGCCAUGUUUGUAGACCUGUCAAGCGUUUGGUACUGUAGACCAUGUUAUUCCGUUGAAUAAGCUGUCCUCGAUAGGGUUGGGUUGGCUUGCUGAUGGUUUCAUAAUUAUCUCAAUGACAGAACUCAGGCCAUCAAGGUAGAUGGGGUCAAAUCGGAGUUCCUCGAGUUACAUAAAGGGGUGGCCAAAGCUUCGAUACUCGGCCCAUUACUGUUUACAAUCUAUCCUGAACAAAAAUAUAAAUGCAACAUGUAAAGUGAUGGUCCCAUGAUUAAUGAGCUGAAAUAAAUGAUGUUACAUACACACAAAAAGCUAAUUUCUCUCAAAUUGUAUAUUCAUUUAUACGCAGCUAAUAGUGUUGUGUUCUAUUGCUCCAUCAGUUGGCCAAGCCUUUUCACAUUUGAAGUAUGAUUUUCAAGCACUGCAGAGGUUACUAUUGGAUCUAAACUUAGUGCUAAAUGCAAACAAAACAUGCUUUCUUCUAGGUCCCAUAACCCAGAUUUGAAUAAAAUUAGUAAAUGACCAGUUUGAACGGUACACAAAUUGAGUUCUUUCCUUCCGACAAAUAUCUUGGUAUAUGGCUUGAUGACAAACUGUCAUUUAAAAAACAUGUCACUGAGCUGAUUAAGUUGUUGAAGUUCAAGGUUGGUUUAUUUUACAGAAACAAAGCAUGUCUGACUUUUGUUAAUAGGAAUGAAGUUGUCCAGGCAACCUAUGUCUAUUAUAGAUUAUGGGGAUAUUAUCUACAUGCAUGCAGCAGCAUCUACACUUAAACCACUAGAUGUUGUUUUUCAUUGUGCCCUUAGGUUUAUUACUGGUGAUGGUUAUAGAACUCACCAUUGUCUUUUGUAUCAAAAAUGUAAGGAGCGAGCAGGCCUGAGACUGGGUUUGGUAAUUUGUCAGUCUAAAUUGAAUUAAUGAUGAUAGAUACAUAGGAAGUGUCUGCAUGAGGGCUUUGUAGAUAAACCAAGCCUGAGACUGGAUUUGGCCCCUUCGGUCUCCACAGAGAGCUGCUUUUAGUUUUUUUGCAUACUUUAUGUGGAACAACUUACAGAACUCACUGAAAUGAGAUGUUCUGGUCCCCCCUUGGACAGUUUUGAGUAAUGAUCGGAGACCUCAAUGUUGAUAAAUGUGUGUUUUUCUUAGUAGGUUUUGUAAUUUUGUAUAUUGUAUGCGUUUGAAGUACAGUAUUUAUGCAGGGUUCAUCUGUAAAAAGAGACCCUAGUCUCAGUAUGACUUCCCUGUCAAAAUAAUGGUUAAAUAUAUUUUUCUUUACAUCUUAUUCAUUGGGAUCUAAAAAGCAAAACUGAUCCUAGAUCAGCACUACUCUAAGAUGCCAGAGUGGUGUACUAUGACGUGAGCUAGAGGAGUUAGCGAGCUAACUUUGGUCAACUCAGAGUUCAACUCGGGAUAACCGGUGACACUAAAGUGGCUCACCUUUUAACCAGGCAACGAAUCCAGGGCUAACUUCACUUAUCCUGAAUGAAGUGCCUGAGCCGCAAGUCAUCAUCCCCUUCAUUUAAGGAAGAUGACUGAUUCAAUAUUUUAUUAAUACAAAAAAUUACAAAGCUAAUAUUAAAAUACGUAUUACAUUAUACAUUUAAUAAUGACAGGAUGCACUUGAAACUUCCAGCAAAGUAAACCUUUAUGACUUUUGAUCGACUAGCCUUGUGCGGCAUGAGCACGCAGUUACAAGCUCGGCUUGAGCAGGCUCGAGUAGACGGCAGGUGGACGAUCAAUAUCUACCAUCGUAACAUGGAUGAAGCCUGAGCUGGAAUGUGAAGCUAACCGAAGCAGGCUAGCUUUAGCAAAUCCAGAGUAAUCUAGCUUGCAUCGUAGUAUACCCCUCUGGGGAGUGAUAUGAUUCAAACGAGGAUAGCUCUUUUUACGUACUCACACGCACACUUACCUGGGGCUUGAUCAGUGCCUUCCUGGGCUUGAUACUCAGAGUCGGUGGUGCCAUGGCAACUUCUCCAAAGGCAACUUCAUCUAAAAAUUAAGGGAUAGGGAAUUAGAUGAUGGCAGCAUGUAUACAUCUCUAAUGACCUGAUGUACAGCAUAAUCUGCUGAAAAUCCAUACAUACCUAUGAACAUGUCGUUUUCUGCCUUCUCUUCCCGCCUGUCCAGUUUCUUCUUAUGUAGCCUGUCCAGCCGGCUUUUAUCAUACCUGCGGUCAUACAGGAGAGGACAAACUAUAAAGGGUUGAAUUUGAGACCACUACCUUUGAGACUACAUACAAAGGCUACAUUUCAAAUCAACCCCUAACCCCUCCUCCCUAGACACUACUGUAGAUCUGAAGGGGUUGGAUAUUUUUAGUUUGUUAACUUUAUCAUCACACCGGGGCAAAUUCAUUUGGUCAUCACGCUGUAGAAAGCGGGUAACAUCACACUCAACCUUAAACUUAGUCUUUUCCAUUUAUAUUUUUUGUAUUUUUUGGAGAUCCCAGGGGCUAUGACAGUCGAUUACAAAUCAGUCCGAAAGUACUUUUGACAGUAUUUCAAUCUGAAGGAAGUAUGGUUUGAAGUGACAAAUGCAUUAGAAAGGUAUUGGGAAAUUCAGAAGAUCACCAGGCAAUACUUUUGUAUGAUCUUCUGUCCAGGAAAAGCACAUAAUCGUUGAUGAUGUUCUUUUUUCUCCAGUCUGAUUUAGUGCCUGGUCUUGUCUACUCUGUUCUAAUGAGUUCUGCCCGGCUUGUGGGCAUGGUAGAGGGAAACAGAAGAUACAUGUUCCUUAGAGUCUUAACUUUCAGUGAUGGGGUCAUAAUAUUUUGUAGCUUAAACCGUUCAAUAGAUAGAGCCACAUGUGUAGGAAGAAAACAGAAACCGCUGUUUAUUUCAACAACCAGAGCAUUUUAUCCAUUUCUAUUUCAGUGUUUCUCUUGUGACCCCAUUUCCAAAAUCAGGCAACCCCACAUGGGGUCGUGACACCUAGUUUGGGAAACGCUGCGUUAAACCAAUAAACAACAAAGUAAAAAUGUUUUUAAACAAAAACAACAAUCAAUUCAUAAGUGUAGGCCUAAACGAACGGAGGAGGGGCUAGGGGUCGGGUUGGAAUUGAGGAACAGAAUGUUUGUCUGGCUCCACUCACUCUUUCUUCUUGUCAGACUUGCAUUUCCCGGUGCCAGCAGGUUUCUCCUGCUCCUCUAGCUCCCUCUCCGGGUGUCUCUCUAUCUGGUUCUUGGUGAGGAAGAGGACGUGCUGCGCCUCGUUGCCCAUCCUCCGCAGGUACGACUUCUCACUCUCCUUCUUCUUUCUACGGAAGUGUGGAACAGGGAUAUCUCCAAGUGUAGCGUCCCCUGGCUUGGGUUUGGGAGUGAGGGCGAUGGCUUCAGCUAAUGGGAUCCAAGUAAAGAAUCAAGAAUAUAAGGAACAGGACAGAAAACGAAACUGAGGAAUACUGGAUACCAGCUUCAAUUCAAUUCAACUUUUAAGAAAGACAAGUCUGUUUUUAUAAGUAUCAAAGACCUCAGCUAAUACCAUGGGCAUUCAUGUAUAGGCAUAAUCAAGGAUUUAGAACGAUAUUAAAAACUGGAGGUUAGAAUUGCAUGAUGACUGACCUUUUUUCAUCUUCUUGGUCUUGCUUGGCCCCAUCUUCAUCCUCUCCUUGCUUUUCAUAAUCUCUCGGAGGCGGAAGGGAAUCUGCUCAAGAUGUUCCUCCUGUCUAGGCUUGCCAUCUCGUUUAGGCUUCUUCUUGCUAGAGGGGCAAUUCAUUUAUGGAAAAAGAAAGAGGACAUUUAUUUAGUCUAAGUAAAAUAGUGUGUAAAUAGGAAGUCAUCACAACAUUCGGUCACAUGGUCAUUUGUUUUGGCCAUCUCUGGUCCAUGCGCAUGCGUCGGAUGUGCACUAAGAGCGGCAUGCGCAUCAGACGCAUGUGCAUGGACCAUAGCUAGUUUGGCGUUAAACAAAGUGCUAAAAAUAUUUCAUCAAUUUUUGAGAAAUAGAAGCUUGAGCAUACAGACACAAGUUUGUCAGCACUCUAGCAACAUCUUUACUUUGGCGAGUUAUGAAAGUAUUUUAAAUCCAGUCACUUUAGUCGUCGUGCGAUGGACCUGUGCCCGGUCUCCCAAAAGCAUCUUAAGGCUAAAUUAAACGUUAGAAACUUCGUAGGAGCAUCGUUAAAUCUCCCAAAUCUAUCAUUACUAAAACUGCACUUGAAAACGCUAAUUAUUUAACAGCUGCCUCAGACCACUUGUAGAACAGCUCCUGUAACAUAAUAAAAAAAUCGCAGAGCUAGAGGCGUCACAACAGACCCGGGUUCGAUCCCAGGCUGUGUCUUUGUGAGACGCAGAGUAGGUGAACGGAUAAUCUCCGCAUGUGUGGGUCCCACCAUGGAGGAGGUGGUGUGAUGGUGCUUUGCUGGUGACACUGUCUAUGAUUUAUUUAGAAUUCAAGGCACACUAAACCAGCAUGGCUACCACAGCAUUCUGCAGCAAUACGCCAUCCCAUCUGGUUUGCGCUUAGUGGGACUAUCAUUUGUUUUUCAACAGGACAAUGACCCAACACACCUCCAGGCUGAGUAAGGGCUAUUUGACCAAGAAGGAGAGUGAAGGAGUGCUGCAUCAGAUGACCUGGCCUCCACAAUCACCCAACCUCAACCCAAUUGAAAUGGUUUGGGAUGAGUUGGACCGCAGAGUGAAGGAAAAGCAGCCAACAAGUGCUCAGCAUAUGUGGGAACUCCUUCAACACUGUUGGAAAAGCAUUUCAAGUGAAGCUGGUUGAGAGAAUGCCAAGAGUGUGCAAAGCUGUCAUCAAGGCAAAGGGUGGCUACUUUGAAGAAUCUCAAAUAAAAAUAUAUAUUUUGAUUUGUUUAACACUUUUGUUGGUUACUACAUGAUUUAAUUUGUGUUAUUUCAUAAUUUUGAUGUAUUCACUAUUAUUCUACAAUGUAGAAAAUAGUAAAAAUAAAGAAAAACCCUGGAAUGAGUAGGUGUCCAAACUUUUGACUGGUACUGUACAUACAUACACACAGUGCCUUAGGAAAGUACUCAAACCCCUUGACUUUUUCCACAUUUUUGUUACGUUACAGCCUUAUUCUAAAAUGGAUUAAAUAAAAUAAAUUCCUCAGCAAUCUACACACAAUACCCCAUAAUGACAAAGCGAAGUUUACUCAGUACCUUGUUGAAGCACCUUUGGCACCGAUUACAGCCUCGAGUCUUCUUGGGAAUGACGCUACAAGCUAGGCACACCCGUAUUUGGGGAGUUACUCCCAUUCUUCUCUGCAGAUCCUCUCAAGCUCUGUCAGGUUGGAUGGUGAGCGUAGCUACACAGCUAUUUCCAGGUCUCUCCAGAGAUGUUCAAUCGGGUUUAAGUCCGGGCUCUGGCUGGGCCACUCAAGGACAUUCAGAGACUUGUCGCGAAUCCACUCCUGCGUUGUCCUGACUGUGUGCUUAGGGUCGUUGUCCUGUUGGAAGAUGAACCGUCGCCCCAGUCUGAGGUCCUGAGCACUCUGGAGCAGGUUUUCAUCAAGGAUCUCUCUGUACUUCGCUCCGUUCAUCUUUCCCUCGAUCCUGACUAGUCUCCCAGUCCCUGCUGCUGAAAAACAUCCCCACAUCAUGGUGCUGCCACCACCAUGCUUCACCGUAGGGAUGGUGCCAUGUUUCCUCCAGAUGUGACGCUUAGCAUUCAGGCCAAAGAGUUCAGUCUUGGUUUCAUCAGACCAGAGAAUCUCGUUUCUCAUGGUCUGAGAGUCUUUAGGUGCCUUUUGGCAAACUCCAAGGUGGGCUGUCCAUUGUCUUUUACUGAAGAGUGGCUUCCGUCUGGCCACUACCAUAAAGGCCUGAUUGGUGGAGUGCUGCAGAGAUGGUUGUCCUUCUGGAAGGUUCUCCCAUCUCCACAGAGGAACUCUGGAGCUCUGUCAGAGUGACCAUUGGGUUCUUGGUCACCUCCCUGACGAAGGCCCUUCUCCCCCGAUUGCUCAGUUCGGCCGGGCGGCCAGCUCUAGGAAGUCUUUGUGGUUCCAAGCUUCUUCCAUUUAAGAAUGAUGGAGGCCACUGUGUUCUUGGGGAUCUUCAAUGAUGUAGAAAUUUUUUGGUACCCUUCCCCAGAUCUGUGGCUCGACACAAUCCUGUCUCUGAACUCUAAGGACAAUUCCUUCGACCUCAUGGCUUGGUUUAUGCUCUGACAUGCACUGUCAAUGGUGGGACCUUAUAUAGACAGGUGUUUGCCUUUCCAAAUAAUGUCCAACCAAUUGAAUUUACCACAAGUGGACUCCAAUCAAGUUGUAGAGACAUCUCAAGGAUGAUCAAUGGAAACAGGAUGCACCUGAGCUCAAUUUCGAGUCCCAUAGCAAAAGGUCUGAAUACUUAUUUACAUAAGGUAUCUGUUUAAUAAAUGUGCAAACGUUUCUAAAAACCUGUUUUUGCUUUGUCAUUAUGGGGUAUUGUGUGUAGAUUGAUGAGGAAAAAACAUGUAUUUCAUCCAUUUUAGAAAUAAAGCUGUAAGGUAACAAAAUGUGGAAAAAGUGAAGGGGUCUGAAUACUUUCCGAAUGCACUGUAUAAUUUAAAGAAUGGUUCUAAAUUGCACUUUUUAUGUUUAAUUUUCAAAGCCUGUAUUCACAAAUCAAAUCAAAUUGUAUUUGUCACAUACGUGUUUAGCAGAUGUUAUUGCGGGUGUAGCGAAAUGCUUGUGCUUCUAGCUCCGACAGUGCAGUAAUAUCUAACAAGUAAUAUCUAACAAUUUCACAACAUAUACCUAAUACACACAUCUAAAUAAGGAAUGGAAUUUAAGAAUAUAUACAUAUGGACAAGCAAUGACAGAGUGGCAUGGACUAAGAUACUGUAGAAUAUAAUAGAAUACAGUAUAUACACAUGAGAUGAGUAAUGCAAGAUAUGUAAACAUUAUUAAAGUGUUCCAUUUCUUAAAGUGGCCAGUGAUUUCAAUAGGCAGCAGCAGCCUCUAAUGUGCUAGUGAUGGCUAUUUAACAGUGUAAUGGCCUUGAGAUGGAAGCUGUUUUUCAUUCUCUCUGUCCCAGCUUUGAUGCACCUGUACUGACCUCGCCUUCUGGAUGAUAGCGGGGUGAACAGGCAGUGGCUUGGGUAGUUGUUGUCCUUGAUGAUCUUGAUGAUCUUUUCGGCCUUCCUGUGACAUCAGGUGCUGUAGGUAUCCUGGAGGGCAGGUAGUUUGACCCCGGUAAUGCAUUCGGCAGACCGCACCACCCUCUGGAGAGCCAUGCCGUUGCGGGCGGUGCAGUUGCCGUACCAGGCGCUAAUACAGCCCGACAGGAUGCUUUCAAUUGUGCAUCUGUAAAAGUUUGUGAGGGUUUUAGGUGCCAAGCCACAUUUUUUCAGCCUCCUGAGGUUGAAGAGGCUCCGUUGCGCCUUCCUCACCACACUGUCUGCGUGGGUGGACCAUUUCAGUUUGUCAGUGAUGUGUACACCAAGGAACUUAAAGCUUUCCACCUUCUCCACUGCGGCCCCGUCGAUGUGGAUAGGGGGGGUGCACCCUCUGCUGUUUCCUGAAGUCCACGAUCAUCUCCUUUGUUUUGUUGAUGUUGAGUGAGAGGUUAUUCUCCUGGCACCACACUCCCAGAGCCCUCACCUCCUCCCUGUAGGCUGUCUCAUCAUUGUUGGUAAUCAAGCCUACUACUGUUGUGUCGUCUGCAAACUUGAUGAUUGAGUUGGAGGCGUGCUUGGCCACGCAGUCAUGGGUGAACAGGGAGUACAGGAGGGAGCUGAGCACGCACCCUUGUGGGGCCCCAAUGUUGAGGAUCAGCGAAGUGGAGAUGUUUCCUACCUUCACCACCUGGGGGCGGCCCGUCAGGAAGUCCAGGACCCAGUUGCACAGGGGGCGGGGCUCAGACCCAGGGCAUCGAGCUUAAUGAUGAGCUUGGAGGGUACUAUGGUGUUGAAUGCUGAGCUAUAGUCAAUGAACAGCAUUCUUACAUAGGUAUUCCUCUUGUCCAGAUGGGAUAGGGCAGUGUGAUGGCGAUUGCAUCGUCUGUGGAUCUAUUGGGGCAGUAAGCAAAUUGAAGUGGGUCUAGGAUGACAGGUAAGGUAGAGGUGAUAUGAUACUUGACUAGUCUCUCAAAGCAUUUCAUGUCAGAGGAAGGCCCUAAAAAUUGUCAAAGACUCCAGCCACCCUAGUCAUAGACUGUUCUCUCUACUACCGCACGGCAAGCAGUACUGGAGCGCCAAGUCUAGGUCCAAAAUGCUUCUUAACAGCUUCUACCCCCAAGCCAGAAGACUCCUGAACAGCUAAUCAUGGCUACCCAGACUCUUUGCAUUGCCCCCCCUCCCCCCACCCCACCCCACCCCACCCCACCUUUUACGCUGCUGCUACUCUGUUUAUUAUUCAUGCAUAGUCACUUUAACUCUACCCACAUGUACAUAUUACCUCAAGUACCUCGACUAACCGGUGCCCCCGCACAUUGACUCUGUACCAGUACCCACUGUAUAUAACCUCCCUACUGUUACUUUAUUUUACUGCUGCUCUUUCAUUCUUUUUUACUUAUCUAUUUUUUCCCUUAACACUUUUUUUCUUUUCUUAAAAAACUGCAUUGUUGGUUAAGGGCUUGUAAGUAAGCAUUUCACUGUAAUGUCUACACCUGUUGUAUUCGGCAAAUGAGGCAAAAUUUGAUUUGAUUUGAUGAUGACAGAGGUGAGUGCUACGGGUCACCUCAAGCAGGUCGGGAAUACACCAUCCCUUCUCCCCUCCACAGAUUCCUAGCCGAGACAGUGGACUUUUUUAUGUUAUUUUGCAUCAAGGCAAACAUCAUCCUGUGGAUUAUGCACCUUAGUGGCAUGAAGGACAUCACUAAGUUCAUCACCCACUUCAUAGUUGAGGAGAUAGAUGAGAACACAUCUAUGGAGGACCUGCAGAAGAUGAUGGCAGUAGCUCUGGUCUACAGGUUGCUGGUCUGUUUCUAUGAGAUCAUCUGUAUCUGGGGUGCGGGCGGUGCCACCCCGGGGAAGUUCCUCCUGGGUCUUCGGGUCGUGACAUGUAACAGUUCAGUCCUGGUCCGACCUAACCGGGUACUGGUGGUGCCGGCAUUAACGUCACCCUGUCAGCUUCCACGGUGCGGGCGUUGAACAAGAACUUCUCCAUCGCCUUCCUGUUCCCCGUCUUCAUUAUCCUCCUCUUCUUCCAACACAACAGGACUGUGUAUGACAUUGUAGCAGGAACCAUCGUG
Molecule: messenger RNA, 9972 nt
Organism: Coregonus sp. 'balchen'
Lineage: Eukaryota; Metazoa; Chordata; Actinopteri; Salmoniformes; Salmonidae
Source: the annotation of a GenBank genome assembly